Molecule: messenger RNA, 4535 nt
Organism: Pundamilia nyererei
Lineage: Eukaryota; Metazoa; Chordata; Actinopteri; Cichliformes; Cichlidae
Product: partitioning defective 3 homolog
Exons: 24
Coding region: 321-4445 (1374 amino acids)
Biological process (GO): microtubule cytoskeleton organization; establishment of cell polarity; cell adhesion
Cellular component (GO): apical junction complex; cell cortex; apical plasma membrane
Molecular function (GO): protein binding; phosphatidylinositol binding
Source: RefSeq, a predicted model, not a curated record
CAUGUGGGCGCACACGCAGUGUCGGUUGUCAGCUGUCCAGUUGUGCGCUCUCGCUGGGGAGGCUUUUUCUGCUGGGAACUUUCUGUAAGUGAGUCAACACCGCACAGGGAGGACGCCACCCAGCCCUGCCGCUGGAUCUUAUGCUGGGCUUCUCUCUUCUCCUUCGAGGACGCAGGGCACAAAGACGAAUCCGCUUGGGUCGACAGGCUGGGGGUUUCGGUGUUUUCUGCUCCCACGCAGCGCCGGGGAUGGUUAUUGUCGCUUUGACGCGGCUUUUUCCUCUUUGGAAUUAACGCGGCGGAGGAAAAAAAAGGAAAGAAAUGAAAGUGACGGUGUGCUUCGGGAGGACCCGGGUGGUCGUUCCGUGUGGAGAUGGGAAUGUAAAAGUCCAGAGUCUUAUCGAACAAGCGGCCAUGAGGUACAAAAAGGCGAUCGCAAAGGACCCCAGCUACUGGGUUCAGGUGAACAGGUUGGAACAUGGCGAUGGUGGUAUUUUGGACCAGGAUGAUAUGCUGUGCGAUGUGGUGGAUGACAAAGAUAGGCUGGUUGCAAUAUAUGAAGAGCAGGAUCCUCACAAUGGAGGCGACGGUACCAGUGCCAGUUCCACAGGUACACAAAGCCCAGAACCCUUCGCCAGUGAGAUGAAUUCAGCAUCAGCCUUCCAGCCCUACCAGGCCAGUAGUGAGAUUGAAGUCACCCCAUCUGCUCUGCGAUCCAACAUGUCUCUCAAUGUCCGUCGCAGUAGUGAUCCCGCACUGGCUGGCUUUCCUCCAGGCGAGGCCCCGGUUGCUGCAGAAGAACCGUCCAGAAAAAAUCCAACUCGCUGGUCCACAACCCCUGGUUUCCAGAAGCCCAACCAUAAACGAAACCCCAGCAAUGAAACAGGGAGCCUCGAACAAAAGGGCAGAGGAGCCCAUGCCUACCGUAGUCUUCCUCGUGAUGCGAGUGGCUGGUCCACUCAGUUCCAAAGAGAGAUGACUCGAUCUUCCCUUAGUGCCAACCAUCCGAUGGUAGAUCGAUGGCUCGAUCGACAAGAACAGGAGGAGGAUGAGGAAGAGGAGCAAAGGAGACACGAGAGGAGAAUCGAGCGGACGGAGCCAGUAGGAAGGGCCGAUUCCUCACUGGAACAUUCACCAGUGUUUCAUAUAGAAAGCAUGCUCAAGCCCGUCGAGGUGUCCAAUGAAGGUGGGCCCCUGGGGAUCCACGUAGUGCCUUUCAGUUCACAUGAUAUCAGGACACAGGGCUUGCUAGUGAAGCGUUUGGAGCCCGGAGGCAAAGCAGAGCAGGAGCGUCUCUUCCAGGAGAACGACUGCAUCGUCAGAAUUAAUCAGGGAGACAUUCGCAACCUGCGCUUUGAACAAGCACAGAACAUUUUCAAGCAGGCGAUGCGUUCCCAGGUCAUCCUUUUCCACGUGGUCCCUGCAGCCAUGAAGAAGCAAUAUGAGCUGCUGUCAGCACAGAAGGAGCUGAGCAGCCCACCUCAGCUGAACAGGGUUCGUUUCAGCCAGGAGUCUCAACAGCCAGCAGACAGGUCCAGUCUGACCGGGCCGCUGACGCCCAGAUCGGGACAACCACCGGGCCUCAAUCACAACCACCAUGGCUCACUGGCAGAGAGCACCCCAGACUCGAGUAGACGCUUUGCCACUCCACCCCACAUUUUGAUCUCCAGGACCCCGUCAGCCCCUUCGCCCUCCCUGCAGCGCAGGAUAAGCUCAAACGCCCCCAGAACCAUCGACCUAAAGAACAAAGGUCGCAGGUUCAACGUCCAACUGAAGAAAGGUCCAGAGGGUCUCGGAUUCAGCAUCACAUCCAGAGAUGUCCCGAUUGGCGGCAGUGCUCCAAUUUACGUUAAAAACAUCCUUCCUCAAGGCGCCGCCAUCCAAGACGGUCGACUUAAAGCUGGAGACCGGCUGCUGGAGGUUAGUGGGGUGGACCUAAAUGGUAAAAGCCAGGAAGAGGUGGUAGCCCUGCUCCGAGCUACACCCAUGGGUGGAACCGUGAACCUGUUGGUGAUUCGCCCAGAGGACUCCCUGCUGCCCCGAGAAGUGCAAGAGAAAGAUGACAUCGUGUUAACCCCUGACGGUGCACAAGAGUUCAUGACCUUUGAGAUCCCUCUGAAUGACUCGGGUUCAGCAGGCUUGGGGGUCAGCGUCAAAGGAAACCGGUCCAAGGAGAACCACGAAGACUUGGGCAUCUUCGUCAAAUCCAUUAUUAAUGGAGGUGCUGCUAGCAAGGAUGGCCGUCUGCAUGUUAACGACCAGCUUAUAGCAGUCAAUGGGGAGUCGCUGCUUGAGAAGACAAAUCAGGAGGCCAUGGAAACACUGCGCAAAUCAAUGUCUGUAGAGGGUAACAAGCGAGGGAUGAUCCAGCUCAUCGUGGCCCGGCGGGUAGCCAUGAGCAGUGAGGAAGUCCCUGGCAGCCCUUCAUUUUUGGAGCAUCCUCUUAACUCUAUUCUGGAGAGCCAUGAACGACGGAUCUCCAACACUCUCUAUGAAACCACAGAGGGCCCAGACAGCGUCUCCACUCCACGAGCUAAUACGAUCGGACGCAUUGGUCGCUCCCAGCUCUCUCCGACUGUGAACAUGCCACAGGACGACAUAGUAAUGAUCGAAGACGACAGGCCACCCCUGCUCCCUUCCCACCUGUCUGACCAGUCGUCGUCCAGCUCCCAUGAUGACAUGGGUUUUGUGGGAGAAAACCAAGUUCCCUGGAUUCAUGAGCUGCCCGGACAGAAUGAAUGUUCGCUCAGUCCGGACGCAGACCCUGGCACUUCAUUCCAGAGGGAGGGGUAUGGUCGCCAGAGUAUGUCGGAAAAGCGCACGAAGCAGUACGAGAAUCCUGCACAUCUGGAGAUCAUCAAGUCUCGCAAGUCCAAGAGCAUGGAUUUAGGUUCUGCAGAACAGCAGGUCGGGCCUUCCCUGGGCCUGAAAAAAUCCAGCUCCUUGGAAAGCCUCCAGACGGCUGUUGCUGGGACAGUGCAGAAUGGCGAGAUCAAUGUUCGCAGGUCGCGCUCGAGGAUCGUCAGGAGCCGAGGCUGCAAUGAGAGUUUCCGCGCUGCGAUUGACAAAUCGUACGAGAAGCCUGCUGUUACUGCGCCAGAAGAGGAGAACAGCGUGGACACAUUGGAUGAUGACACAAGCUCCCGAUCGGGUCAAGAGUCCAUGUCCACCAGCGGUGACCUGACUUCGGGCCCCUGGCUGAAUGGCAGAGACGACAGACAGAAAGAUCAGGAGAAGUCUGGGGUGAAGGAGAAGAAGAAGCCAGAAAGGGAGAAAGAAAAAGACAAGGACAAGAAUAAAUCCAAGAAAGGCGUGCUGAAGGGCUUGUUCAGGUUUGGAAAGAACCGGAAGGACGAGCGGCUGGACGACAAGAUGGAGAGGAGGAGCUCCACUAAAUCCAAAGCAGAGGACAUGCAGGCAUCAGAAGAGGAGACCCAGCAGAUGAGACUGGAACAAGAGAGAAUACAGGCCAAGACGCGGGAACUCCGUGAGAAGCAGGCAAAAGAGAGAGAGUACGCAGAGAUCCAAGAUGUCGUCAGCCGCACCUUCAGCUCAGACGAGGACCACACUUACGCCGGCAUUGGAUCGCUGUGCUCGUCAAUAGACAGCAGCACCAUAGACCCCUACAGCCACCCCUACCAUCUCCCCCAGAGUCCUCUGAGCCCGCAUCCUCCUUCCCUGAACCUUCAAGACAACGGUCCUCCCCUGGAGGCGCUGUACGCCCAGGUCAACAAGCCUCGCAAUGGACGCCCCGCAGCUCCAGACAGCAGUCAGAUGGCGCCUAGUAACCAUGACCGGAUACAGAGACUAAGGAAUGAGUUCCAGCAGGCCAAGCAGGAGGACGACGUAGAGGACCAUCAGCACACCUACAGCUUCAACCAGUCCUGGGCCAGCAAUGGGACGGAGACAUCAAGUGGACGCCAUUCUGUAACGGUUGAGACUCAGGUCCAGAAACAGCAGCAAGAGGACAGAGAUGAUUUCCCACAAGCACAGAGACAGUACAAUUCCCUGCCACGGCAACCUCGCAAGAACAACAGUGCGGCGUCCCAGGACUCGUGGGAUAAGAUGUACGUGCCAGCAGAGGGAUUUCAGCCAUCCAAGGAAAAUCCUCGCUACUCCGGGGGCCAGGGGUCACGUAACGGCUACCUGGGAACACCCAGUAUUAACGCCCGCGUCUUCCUCGAGACCCAGGAGUUGCUGAGGCAGGAGGAAAGGCGUCGAGAGCAGGAGGCCAGCAAAACCAGGCCUCCUCCUGCACAGGAAACCCCCAGCGGCAUCACCUUUGACCAGAACAGAGACAGCACUCAAGCCACUGGCUCUGCCAUAGCUCGGGCCCUCUCAAAACCCAAGGGGCCCUACAGACAGGACGUGCCCCCAUCACCGUCCCAAAUCGCCAAGCUCAGCAGGCAUCAGAGUUCAGUGAAGGGAAGGCUGUUUUAUUCCUGAGAGGGUGAAAAGGAAGAAUAUGGAUGUCUUUAAGGAGAUGAGGACUGAUCCUAACAAGCAUUUACAGGGAAAAAAAAAAAAAAAAAGAUU